CACAGCCACAGAGCUUUUGAGAGCUUCCAGGGGUGGCGGUUCCCCCGCAGCCCCGCAGAACGCGUGCAAAGCGCCAGGUCGGCUGCUGAGGCAUUUGCUCCCAGUUUGCUCCCGGUUUGCUCCCGGUUUGCGCCUUGCCACCAAACACCCGAACGGGCACGGAGCCCGCCGCGGCCCCGGGCUGCCGGCACCUCGUGUGCGCCGCCCGUGACGAGCGGGGAGGGGCCGGGCCAGCUCCGGCCCUUACAGCGGCUCCGAGCGACGGACGGACCGACGGCCAGCGGCGGCAUGGCCAUCCCCUGCGUGCAGCUCAGCAACGACACGAAGAUACCCGCCCUGGGGCUGGGCACCUGGCAGGCUCCUCCAGGAAAGGUGGAAGAGGUGGUGAAGUUUGCUAUUGACGCCGGCUACCGCCACUUCGACUGUGCCUAUUUCUACCAGAAUGAAAAUGAAAUAGGGAAUGCAGUCCAGCAGAAGAUCAAGGAGGGAGCUGUGAAACGGGACGAGCUCUUCAUUGUUACUAAGCUGUGGAACACGUUCCAUGAGAAGUCCCUGGUUAAGGAAGGACUCCAGAAGAGCCUUGCUGCACUCCAGCUGGACUACCUCGACCUCUACCUGAUGCACUUCCCGAUGGGAUUCAAGGCUGGUGAAGAGCUGCAUCCUCUGGAUGACAAGGGUCACAGUAUUCCCAGUGACACAGAUUUUCUGGACACGUGGGAGGCCAUGGAGGAGCUGGUGGAUGCUGGCCUGGUAAAAGCCAUUGGUGUCUCCAACUUUAACCAUGAGCAGAUUGAAAGAAUCUUGAACAAGCCAGGACUGAAGCACAAGCCUGUAAUGAACCAGGUAGAAUGUCAUCCAUACCUGACCCAGGAGAAGCUGGUCAAGUACUGUAAAUCCAAAGGGCUUGCUGUGACAGCAUACAGCCCCCUGGGCUCUCCUAACCGCCCAUGGGCUAAGCCAGGGGAGCCCACGCUUAUGGACGACCCCAAGAUUAAAGACAUUGCAGCUAGACACCAUAAAAGCCCUGCGCAGGUCCUGAUCCGCUUUCUGGUCCAGAGAGACAUCAUUGUCAUUCCCAAGUCUGACAAACCCCACCGUGUUGUGGAAAACAUGAAGGUGUUUGACUUUGAACUGUCCAAAAAGGAGAUGGAUGUCAUCCUCAGCUUUAACAGGAACUGGAGGGCAGUUCCAGUGAUGCAGGCUGUCAACCACAAGGACUACCCAUUCAAAGCAGAGUAUUAAAUGCAGGUGGUUCCUGCAGGACCUCCAUUUUACUCCUUCCAGAUUAGAUGUGCUCUGCAACUUGAUCUUCGUUACUUGAUAAUCGUUAUGAGCAGUUACUUUUUCCUCCUUUUUUUUUAAGGAGAAGACCACUAACUGAUAAUGCAGCAAUAAGGGUGGGGUUUUUGUAAAGAUGCUUAACAGAAAUCUGGUUUUGAUUAGUAGUCAAUGUAGACAAUGUCUUUUCCUUUCCUUUUUAUCUGGUCUUCCUUAAUUAGAGACAUGCUUAACAAAAAAACAGGGAUUUACAUGGAGUUUUUUAUAUGUUACUUCCAGUGUGGUCAGUCAUACUGGCUCAUGAGUCACUGUCAAAGAAUGCUCUAAUUACAUUGCUUUUUAUAUAUUUGUGAUUUUCAUAGUGUAUUUCCAAUGCUUUAAAAAUUUAUAUGAAUAAAGUUUAUUAGCCACAAAAGUU
This is a messenger RNA of Vidua chalybeata, 1696 nucleotides long. RefSeq names its product aldo-keto reductase family 1 member B1-like. Bases 289 to 1242 code for a protein of 317 amino acids. The record is from RefSeq and is a predicted model, not a curated record. Gene Ontology annotation, molecular function: aldose reductase (NADPH) activity. Gene Ontology annotation, cellular component: cytosol. The transcript is spliced from 10 exons. NCBI's taxonomy places the organism in Eukaryota, Metazoa, Chordata, Aves, Passeriformes, Viduidae.